AAAUUAAAUCAGCGAGUGAAAAUACCUUUGAUAGAGUGUCAACAAAUUUAAUCCUUUGAUUUAAUCAAUAAUAAUUUAAUUAAGAGCACAGUCUUGUUUAUUCGAUUCUGUACGAGUUGUUUUCAUUGUUGCUAAUGAGAAAGCAUGAAAGCUUGGUCACGUGAUAUAUGUGAUUUAAUUUGACAGGUAGAAAAACAAGGACUUCAAUUCUCGAGUAUUUUUUCACUAACUGAGGAUAUUUUACGUUAAAAAAUGACUAAAGUUGCUGAUGAGGAAGAAGGAAAGAAGGAAAAACAAGAGAGUAAAGAAGAAUACAAAGGGGAUAAACGUCAGUAUGAUCCAAAUUUCAAGGGACCAAUCAAGAACAGGUCAUGUACAGAUAUAAUAUGCUGUUUGUUAUUUUUAAUUUUCUUUAGUGGAAUGAUCAUUUGCACCGUCAUUGGUUACACAAGAGGUGAUCCAUAUAAACUUAUUUUACCAACAGAUACGAAAGGACAAAUUUGUGGCUAUGAUGCAGCAGUAAAAGACAAACCAUAUUUAGCCUACUUUGACAUAUCAACAUGUGCACAGAUGGGUGCUGCAGUGGUUGUGAGUGGCUGUCCCACACCUGCGGUGUGUCGAGCUGCCUGUCCAACUGGUUAUUAUGUAUAUUUAGAGACAAAGGCAGCAGCACUUGGAACCUUAACACAGGCUGACGUGGACAAGAUGAUCUGUAAAGACUGGAUCUCACCACAACCUACCACUAGUGCUUCCAGUUCUGACAUUCAAGCUUUUAUAGACGAUGAUGAAUGUGCACCAUAUUAUAUGGAUUCAACAGAUGUGGUGAACAGGUGUGUGCCAUCUAUAUUUAACACAAUUACAGAUUAUGCAGCAGAUUUGUAUUAUACAGAUAGUGGUGGAACUAAUCGUACUCUUAAAACAAGCAGUGGGACUAGUCUUACCGGUACAUUAAUUAGUAGCGCAAGCGGAUACUUGGCACAUUUUUACUCUGCAGUGCAGCAAAUUGAAAUGGUAAUGAAAGACAUAGUAGCAUCCGGUUACCUGAUUCUGAUUUUCCUUGGAAUGGGAACAGUGUUUGCCUUCCUGUGGAUUGUAAUAAUGAGAUGGGUAUCAGGAGCUAUGGUUUGGAUCAGUAUCUUCAUGGUUAUUGGACUUUUGGGAUUUGGUGCCUGUUGGUGUUUUAUAAAAUAUUAUGAAAUAAAGGAUACGAAUGUUGUGAGCAAAUGGGGAUUUGAUGAAGCUUUUGCUCUGAAUUUUUCCUAUUAUCUGCAACUGAAAGAAACUUGGCUGGCUUUUGCUUGUACCACAUCAACAUUCCUGGCUAUAUUUGUCUUCCUUUUGUUGAUAUUGUGCAGUAGAAUUUGCCUGGCUAUUGAAUUGAUAAAAGAGGGAAGCAGAGCUAUUGGAAACAUGAUUUUUACGCUGUUUUGGCCUAUAAUACCGUUCCUGUUACAGAUUUGUUUGCUCAUAUACAUGGGAUUCAGUGUUGCAUACAUUGCUUCUAUGGGAAAUUCUGAAUUUUACUCUAAUUCGACCAAUACAACGUCCAAUGGAGUGGACUACUAUCUAUCCAGAACACCAUGUACUCCUGAUUCUUCAACAGCUGGACAACUUUGUGACUUUGUGAAAUAUGGAGGUGAAGAAUACAUCAUACCUGUGUUAGUGUUUAUGUUGUUCAUGUUUCUGUGGGUAAUGAACUUUAUUGUUGCUCUGGGUCAGAUGACUCUUGCUGGAUCAUUUGCUUCAUACUACUGGGCAUUUGAAAAGCCCAAGGACAUUCCAGCAUUCCCACUUACUGCUGCUUUUUACAGAAGUUUGAGAUAUCAUUUGGGAACACUAGCAUUUGGAUCUCUUAUCAUAGCAAUUAUACAGAUGAUCAGGAUUGUAUUGGAAUAUCUUGAUCAUAAAAUAAAAGGAAAAGAAAAUCCAGUAGCGAAGUUCUUCCUCAAGUGUUUAAAAUGCUGCUUCUGGUGUUUAGAAAAGUUUGUGAAGUUUAUGAACAGAAAUGCUUAUAUAAUGACUGCAGUGUAUGGAAGAAACUUUUGUUCUGCUGCUAAAGAAGCAUUUUUCUUACUUCUUAGGAAUGUUGUCAGAGCUGUUGUUUUAGACAAGAUUUGUGAUUAUGUAUUGUUUAUCAGCAAACUGAUGGUAACAGCAGCUGUUGGUGUGGGAGCCUAUUUCUGGUUUUCUGGUGGGAUAGACUUUUUCCAGAAGUACAAUCCCAAUUUGAAUUACUUCCUUGCUCCAGUGGUGAUUGUAGUGAUUGGGAUGUUUAUUAUAGCCUGCACUUUCUUCAGUGUGUAUAACAUGGCUGUAGACACACUAUUCUUGUGUUUCUUGGAAGAUUUGGAAAUGCAUGAUGGAUCACCUGAAAAACCGUACUUUAUGAGCAAAAGUUUGAUGAAAAUCCUCAAUAAGACUAACAAAUUUGAAGAACCAAAAGGAAAGAAAUAAAUAUGUAUCAGAGAUUUCCGUAAGAAAGACAGCAAUAAGAGAUUUGUUAUUGAACAAUUUACAGUUUGUGUGAUAUUAUGCGGGAACAUAAGUUUUAUUUCACAAUGGAAGCUGUAAUUUAGGUAUUUUAACUUAAAAAGAUACAUAACUCAGGAACAAUUCUUUAAAAUUUAUAAAUUUGAAAUUUGAAUGUUAAUUUUUUUCCCUUUGUCCGUUUUAAUGUCUUCAACAGCAUUGAUAGUUAUUCAUCUGAUAUCUUUAUGUUUUUAGUUGGUUAUAGUAUACACCUAUUGACUGGUUAUGAGGGUAAUAGCAAGUUUGUUGUCCCUGAGAUACCAACUAUUGAUCGAGGUGAAGCCGAGGGCAAUAGUUGGUAUCAAAGGGACAACAAGCUUGCUAUUACACUCAUAACCAGUCAUUAAGUGUUUUAUUAUAAUGAACAAAACAACUUUUUGAAAAGACUACAUACGCCACUUGGAAAAAAACUAAAUAGUCAAAUAAACAUGCACAAGAUGAACUAAUAGGUUUUUUUUCACCUGUGUGAUAUUUGUCAAUAUUUUAUUUACUUUAAUCAAGAUCAGGAAUCCUUGUGUAAAAAUUCCUGUGCAUAAAAUAAAUGCUAGCUUAUAUAAUAAUUAUAUUACCAUGCAUACACCAAAGCAAUCCCAGAUUAUGAAGACGGCGACAGACCCAUACCAUAUAUUUGUUAUGUUUUAGUUCUUAAAAUAUCUCAUGUAGAUUUUCUUUUUCUUUUUUAAUUGCUUCUGGUAAGUAAUAUAUUAAUUUGAAAUUACAACGACAGACACAUACAGAUUAUACCAUUUACAAUAUUUCAUAGUUUAACAUUGCCAAGCACACAAAUCCAAGCAGGAAAGUCAAUCACGUCAUUGUUGUCCAAUGCAAAAUUAGUAUGAAAAAGUACGGGAAAUAUGUUUAUUAAACUAUUGACCGGGGUAAUAGUCUUUGAAACGAUUGACUGGCAAAUAGUCUGUGGAAUGAAAUAGCACAAAUGUUGCAUUCUUUUUUAUAUUGAAAAAACAUACUGAGUUAUAAUAAUACUUAAUAUUCUAAAUAGUGGAAUUGAAAGAUUGAAUAGUUUGGUUUCAGCAUGGUUUUGACACAGGACUUAUUUUAGCCAGACUUCCACUCCGUAUUCUUUAAUUCAUCAUUGGAAGGGGGAUUAAUGUUAUUUUAAUGGCUCAAACUUGUAAUCAUCUGUAUAUAUUAAAGUACAUUAAGUUAAUCCAUAAAUGUAACCUCUAUGUACCCAGAUUGCCUAUAUGGUACCCAAAUCUCUAAAUACAGGAAAGGUUUAUUUCAGAACAAGAACAUGACAAUAGUAAGGUAUUUAUGUGUGUUUUUUGUUGUAAGAUUCAAAGUUAUCCAAUCAUAAGACUGAGGGAUUUGGAUACACCCGUCAUGAGAUAUUUCUAUCUACCACUGAUGAAUUACUGAAGAUAGGAUAUUUAUGUUAAAAAUGUGUAUUAUGCCAGUUGUCCCACCAAUAGACAAUCAAAAGAAUGACUAUGUGAUAAAUUGUUGAUUAUUGUGAAGAAAUAUUGUACAUGAAUUGCAAAUGGCCGAAUCAGGGUAUUUUUUAGCAAGGCAGAAAAUAUGUUGAGAAAAUGUUGUUGGAUAUUUGUUAAUUGUUAUUGUGCACAUUUCAUACACAAAAAUGCAUUGAAAUAAGUGUAAUAUUGUCCCACUUAAUUAAUAUCCACUGUGCUGUGCUUUACUAAUUUCACUUGUUAUAUUAUUAUUAAAUGUACAACUUGAGAAGUCCCGUUUCUUUUGAAGGUAUUUUUAAUUUUUAUAUUGCACUAUACAGAUCAUGUUAGAAUUCCUCAUCAAGUCUCAUGUAAAUCUAAAAAACAUUUAGUCCCAUCAAUUUUAUUCACAGUUUUAUAUAUACAUUCCCUUAUAUUCUUUUAUAAAUAUAUUAUGACAGAUUUUUAUGUGUAGAUAAAUUGUUUAAUAAUGUUUUUUUAAUGUGUAGAUUUGUUUUAAUGUUAAUUGUAUAAAGAUUUUCUUUCAUUUUGUGUGUUACAGAUAUUUAUGUAAAGUUGAGGACUGAUAGCAAUAAAUCUGUGAAAAAAACUGAGAAAAUAGAAAAUGUUCUUUUUUUCACUAUCAGACAAGGGAUUCCAACUUUACUUUUUUUCUUAAAAAAAAAAGGAAUAAACCAGUUGUUUCCUUAUUAAAGUUUGCAAGGCAGUUGAUGCAAACUUAAUUUUUAGAACAUAUAUUCUAUAUUUACAUCAUUAUUUAGAAUACUAUAUCAAUGCAAUAUGUUAUAAAUAAAAUCUAUGAUCUUGGCUGGUUCCAAGGUUUGUAUAUACAGAUAGGUAAUUGUGUUUUAAUGCCCGGUAACAGUAGAUUUUACGUCCGCAAAACUUAUUCUGUUUAUUAGAAUUGAUAAAUCUGCCCUGUCAAGGUCUAUUAGAAUUAUAAUUACAAAGAGAAUUUACAUUUGACUGCUAAGAAAUAGUUGGAAAUAGUUUUGGUAAUUUUUAAUUCUUUCAAAAUUGUCUAAUUUAACAUUAUAACCAUCUUCAUGAUGUUGGAUAUUUUUAUGAAUUAAAGUAAAAAUCUUCAGUCAUCUACCAUAAAAUAUUAAGUGGAGGCAAUGAUGGUUGCAGUCAUUGGCAAUAACGUUGUGCAAUCGCAGUCGACAAUUUUGGGAUAUUUUCUUGAACAUUUAAAAAUACUGCAUCAGAAUGGAGCUCUUUGUUGACAGUAAUACUGCAUUUGCAAUCGUCAAAUGCCCAAGUGAUGGUGGCAACUCUUCCAAUACCAUACUGUUAUUCCUCAAUUCUAAUCAAAUGAAGGGAAGAAAGUGAUAGAUUUCAACAUGGUUAUUUGAGUGAUAAAUUUCUCUUGAGAUCGAUUCACCAUGACAAUAACAUGAGGAAAAACUCUACUCUUCAAAUUCUAAAUCAUUUCAAGAUUACUUUAGAUUUAUUUGGCAAAACCUUUCAAAAUUUUUGGGUCUUCAAUGCUCUUCAACUUUGUACUUUUUUUUUUAUUAUAAAGAGUCACUUAUGAGUCUUUUGUAAACAAAAGGCUCAUCUGGCGUACAAAAUUAUAAGCCUGGUAUCAUUGAUGAUUCUUUUUUGAAAUAGUCAGAUAAAUAGUUAAUUCAAUUCAUACUGAAAGAUAGAUAAGCAUCAAUACUUUUAGCAGUAAUAAGUUGUACUCUAUAUAUUGUUGAGAUAGAUCAUCCCUGUAUUGUUCUUUUGCGUGGAUACUAAGUAUUUAAAUGAAGUCAUAAUCAUUGUGUUCAUUCAUUGUUAUGUAGUUACAGUUAUUAGUUUUUUGUAGAUUAGUCUUUAACUAUUGUCUGUGGAUGUAUUUGUAAAACAUUCAAAGAAAAACGGGGAGAGACUUGUCCAUCAAGUUAAAUGUUAUAUAUCUCACUUUUUUUUUUACAGCAAGUUUUCGUCUGAUAAUCUGAUUUAUUUCAUUGCUUCAAUUUUUAUGGAUCAUUUUCCUUUCAUUAAAAAAGAAUACCAAUCAGUAUAUCUUCUAUUUAUUGAAAACUAUUAAUAGAUUAUUUACAAUUUAGAUAUGAUUGUUUUAUAUUUUAUGUCCAUUAAAAAAUCUUACCUGUUGAUGAGUUUGACUAUUUGAAAAAAAGAAUUUAAUCUUUUUAACCAUUUGAAAGUUUAUUGUCACUGCUCAAAAACAAACAGCAUUAUUAUUAAAUUUAACAUGGUCAGUUUUCCUUAUAUUUUAUAAUUGCUUGAUGAUUUCAGAAAAUUCCAUACAUUUGUGAAUCUUCAAAUACAAUUCAUGCAUGAAUCUUUUUUAAAAUUAAUCACCUUUUUUAAGAUUAAUUUUAAAGUAAAUUGUAUAUUCUGGUGGAGGGUCAGGCUCUCUGUCAUCUCCUUUUCCAUCCAAAUAUUUUUAUUGCAUUUUCAUUGGUUAAUGUUAUGAACUUGCCUUUCAAUUUGGAAUUCUUCAUGAUAUUUCAAGAUCUUUAUUAAAGUGGGUAAUUUUUAAGGGGUUUAUUUUUGCUAAUUUUGGGAUGAAGAUGUAAUCAGGAAGAUAUCCCUUCAUGUAAACCUGUAAGGAAUAAGGAAGAUCAGAUUCAGGUAGAAAAGGCAAAAAAAUAAAUCUUGCGAAGUGUUUAUCAUAUUCAAUGAUAUUUAUGGCCCUAGAAAUCGCAAAAUUUAAACUCUGAAAAAAAAACCAUGAUAUGUUAUUCCUUAAUGUUUUUAGUGUGAAAAUAUACUGUGAUAUGUAUUUUAUUAAAUAUAUUAUAUACAUUUCUUCUCAUUCAUAAUAAACAUGUUAAUGUUGAA
This is a messenger RNA of Mytilus californianus (California mussel), 6758 nucleotides long. RefSeq names its product choline transporter-like protein 2. Gene Ontology annotation, biological process: transmembrane transport. Gene Ontology annotation, molecular function: transmembrane transporter activity. Bases 253 to 2454 code for a protein of 733 amino acids. The record is from RefSeq and is a predicted model, not a curated record. The transcript is spliced from 24 exons. Gene Ontology annotation, cellular component: membrane. NCBI's taxonomy places the organism in Eukaryota, Metazoa, Mollusca, Bivalvia, Mytilida, Mytilidae.